AUGCCGCCCUGGCUGCUCGGCAGCCUCUGCUGCGUGCUGGCUGCACGGGCGGCGCUGGGCGGCGGCCCCGCGGGCGCGGAGGCGGCGGCGGCCGAGGAGGAGGAGAAGCUGAUCCGGGUGCUGGUGCUGUUGCCGCAGGACGACGCCUACCUCUUCUCGCUGGGGCGGGUGCGGCCGGCCAUCGAGUACGCGGUGCGGAGUCUGCGGGAGAGCGGCGCCGGCCUGCCGCCCGGCUACGCCUUCCAGCUCACCUACGAGGACUCGGCGUGCGGCAACCGCGCCCUCUUCAGCCUGGUGGACAUGGUGGCCCUGCAGCGCCGCCGGCCCGACCUGCUGCUGGGGCCCGUCUGCGAGUACGCGGCGGCGCCGGUGGCGCGGCUGGCGGCGCACUGGGACGUGCCCAUGCUAUCGGCGGGGGCGCUGGCCGCCGGCUUCGGGGCCAAGGGCGGCGAGUACUCUCACCUCACCCGCGUGGCCCCUGCCUACGCCAAGAUGGGCGAGAUGCUGCUGGCCCUGUUCCGCCACCAUCAGUGGAGCCGUGCCACGCUGCUCUACAGCGACAGCAACCCCGAGCGCAGCUGCUACUUCGCCAUGGAAGGCGUCCAUGUGGUCUUCCAGGACGAGGCCUUCCACAUGGCCGUGCACAGCUUCGACGAGACCAGCCGCCACCUCGACAUCGAUGAUGUCGUUCGCUCCCUUCAGACUGGCGAGAGGGUUGUAAUUAUGUGUGCCAGCGGUGACACAAUCAGGAACAUCAUGUUGGCUGCUCAUCGGCAAGGAAUGACCAAUGGGGACUAUGCUUUCUUCAAUAUUGAACUCUUCAACAGCUCAUCAUAUGGAAAUGGCUCUUGGAGGAGAGGAGACAAGCAUGACCUUGAAGCAAAGAAGGCAUACUCAUACCUCCAAACAAUCACUCUGCUGAGGACUGUGAAGCCUGAGUUUGAGAAAUUUUCCCUAGAAGUGAAAAGUUCUGUUCAGAAGCAAGGUCUGCACGAGGAUGACUAUGUGAACAUGUUUGUGGAAGGAUUCCACGAUGCUAUUCUUCUUUAUGCUCUGGCUUUACAGGAAGUCCUGAAGUUUGGUUUCAGUAAGAAAGACGGGGAAAAAAUUGUUCAGCAAACACGUAAUAGGACAUAUGAAGGCAUUGCAGGGCAGGUGUCCAUUGAUGCCAAUGGGGACAGAUACGGGGAUUUCUCAGUGAUUGCAAUGACGGACCCAGAGGCUGGCACACAGGAGGUGAUCGGAGACUACUAUGGAAAGCAGGGGCGUUUUGAAAUUCGAUCAAAUGUGAAAUACCCUUGGAAUCAUGGCAGGCUGAGAAUAGAUGAAAGCCGAGUUUCGGAGCACACAAACAAUACACCUUGUAAAUCAUCAGGUGGUCUAGGAGAAUCAGCAGUUACAGGAAUAGUCGUGGGUGCCUUACUUGGAGCAGGAUUGCUAAUGGCUUUUUACUUUUUCAGAAAGAAGUACAGAAUAACUAUUGAGAGACGAACUCAACAGGAGGACUGUAACAUGGGGAAACAUCGGCAGUUACGCGAAGACUCCAUUAGAUCUCAUUUUUCUGCUGCAUAAAGAAGAAGAAAAAUAAUCCCAUUCUUCCUGGGGGGAAAAAAAAAAAAAGAUUAGGGGAAUGGGCACAACCAAAGACAUCAGUGUAAGAGGCUCUUGAAGAACUCACUCUUUUAAGCAGUAAUUCAGUAAUUUUGUCUUAAUUUUUUUCAGAAGCUCAGGAAUGAUUAACUAAUCACAUUAUGCCGCAUGGUCUUUCAUCUCAUGAACAAAAAUGAUGCAGCUUGAUGUUAUAGGAUGUACUUAAUAUGUAAAGACAAUAUUUCUUAAGACAUGUAUUAAGAACAGCGGAUUUGUUUUAAUUGAUGAGGAUGCUGCAUUCUCUUUUCCCGUUUUUUAGCUCCUUCCACCCCCUUCCUUAGUUGCACUUCACUUUUGGGUAUCAAAUACAGAUUCACAGACACAAAUGCUGGUUUGCUGUCAAAAUGAAAAAGUUGGUUAAUGUGGGGUAUGAUCCUGCAUCACUGAUUUGUUGUGCCUGACUGCAGGAAAUGCAGGAUUACACACAUGGAGUUCAAUCCUGAGAGGGAGCUGGUGCUUUGGAUGAUAUGAACUCUGCUGACAAUCAGGAAGGUGGAAACACACAUGAAUCAUUCUUCCCUUUUUUGUGUAGUAUCAAGAAAAGUACUGAUUCUCCCUCUUACGUACUGGGAGCUUAAAAAAACUCCAGUGAGCGAUGUGGAGUUUCACUGGCAUGAAAGAGUGAAAAAGAAGAGGUCUCCAGAGCAGAUGGGCUAAUUCUGCAAUCUUAUUUGUGUUUUUAUUGUGCUCUUUUCUCUCUACUGCCAUGACCUUUCAGAGAGGCACAGUCCGUGUGGGACCUGUUCCUGUUCCCAAUGAAGUCAGUGGCAAAAUCCCAUUAAUUUCAGUGAUCACAGAAUUGCAUCCAAAACGUGUAAAUACAAAGGGGUUUGUAUAGCUGAGACAGUUCAAAAGAGGGUCUUUUUUUCUGUGUAAAAAUGACAUUAAUGCUACCAUUUUAGUUUUAUGAUAUUUUUUAUCUUGUAUUUUUCUAUUAAAAUAUCUAUUUUUGCUUUGGUAGGAUUAAAACUUAAGGGGGAUAAUGUUUUGAGGACAUAUUUUUUAUGAUAGGAGUAACAUGCAGGGAAAGUCAGCAACAGUAAAUGCAUUUUAGAACCAGUAUUUAGGGGAGAAGAAGUGACUUUAUGGAUAAAACAAACUUUUUAACCCUUUACUUCUCUAAGCAUGUGUGUCCUGUGUACAGUUAUUUAAACAAUAUAAAUGCAGUUACCAGAUUGCUUAUACGAUGAUAACACUGAUCCUGAAGAUAAUGAACUGUGUGUAUUAAGUAGUCCCACAUUAGUCAGUGAGGCUAACUUCACCUUUGUACGAUUGAACACACAACUAUCUUCAGGAAUCGGGAUGGUAAAACUCUACUCUAGGACUGACUUUAAUCUCACUGCCAUUAGUAUGCCUGGGAACUUUGCCAUUGACUUUACCAGGAGCAAAACUGAAUCUGUGAUGAAUUAGCUACUGACGGGUUAUUUCACGUUAGACAGAUGAGAGGUCUUUCUGGUCAAGAAACGGAAAUGAACAGCACGUAAUAUAAAUGAUGAAGAUGACCUGUAAAAGUACUGUCUGUGAGAAAACCCAGCUAUGACUAUUGUAAUGCAUGAAAUCUUCUGGCUUAUCUUAUUCUGAUUUCAUAAGCAGAACUUUUCUGGUCUCAGGAGUCAUAGUCAGACUUUACACAAUAGUUAUUCUGAAAACUGGCUCUAAAGUCUGUAUUCUACAAAAUUUUUUGUACUUUGAGAAGCCAGAGUGAAAAUUCAGAGAAACCAUUUUGAGGUGGCUGGAAGUGAAUGAAGGGCAAAAGCUGGCUUUGUUUUCUUUCUGCUGUCUUUUGUCAGUGGAGAAAUACUCCAUGGAAUAAUUCAUAUGAAUAUUUUUGCUAUUUCUUUCAUUGCACUGUCUCUUAGCAUAUGCAGUGGUCAUCACCUGCUUGCUGAUGGUCAGGAGAGCAGCAGGAUCAAUGAUGGCCAUAAACUGGGUAGAUUUUAGGAUUUUAGGCAUUUUUAGGAUUUUCUGUGAUUGCCAUUAUUCACCUGAUAGAUUUAUAUCAUCCCAUUUUUCAGUCAAGACCUUUAUGACUUCUUCAAAGGAACAGUAUCCAAAGUAACACUGAGACUAAUGGACAGUUUUCAGAAGUGUAUACUCUUUGUCUCAUGGACACCAGAGCUGAGUAUAGGCUAGAACAGCAUUCAUACUGUCAUAGAGUUGGAGUGAAAGAAGACUUCCUGAUUAGUUUCUGGAGAUUUUUAAAAAUAAUUGUGUUUAUCUAGUCAAUGGACAUGGUUUUGUUUGUUUGUU
This is a messenger RNA of Centrocercus urophasianus (Greater sage-grouse), 3900 nucleotides long. It is a transcript of the gene NPR3, whose product is annotated as natriuretic peptide receptor 3. Gene Ontology annotation, molecular function: peptide hormone binding; natriuretic peptide receptor activity. The coding region runs from base 1 to 1572 and encodes 523 amino acids. Gene Ontology annotation, cellular component: membrane. The transcript is spliced from 8 exons. The record is from RefSeq and is a predicted model, not a curated record. NCBI's taxonomy places the organism in Eukaryota, Metazoa, Chordata, Aves, Galliformes, Phasianidae. Gene Ontology annotation, biological process: regulation of blood pressure; vasodilation.